This is a messenger RNA of Folsomia candida, 5039 nucleotides long. RefSeq names its product alpha-protein kinase 1-like. The transcript has 5 exons. The coding region runs from base 278 to 4504 and encodes 1408 amino acids. Gene Ontology annotation, cellular component: extracellular region. The record is from RefSeq and is a predicted model, not a curated record. NCBI's taxonomy places the organism in Eukaryota, Metazoa, Arthropoda, Collembola, Entomobryomorpha, Isotomidae. Gene Ontology annotation, molecular function: chitin binding.
CUAACAGUAACACUUUCGAUUUCUGCAAGUUCGUGUGCACAUCAUUUUCAUACAGCGUCAUUUGGAAAACCCAUCUACAUAGCUCAGCCAAAGUUGGUCAUUUCAUUAUUACAAAUAGCUCAUAAAAUAACCAAUUAUAGAUAAGUUCUAAACGGUGAAGAAUGGAUCCACCGAAAUUCCAGAAGGCGAUGGCAUAACAAGUGGAAGAAGAAACGUUUUUAAAUUGUCAAGUGAAUGUGAAACUUAAAGUGCGGGACCUAUUAUUGGUAAAAAACAAAUGAGUGCACCCCACAACAAAGUGGGAGUAAAAUCGGCGAGAGAAAUGGAAACUCGAUUUGUUUGGAAUGGUGUCAUCAGAAAAUUAAUAGUUAUUUUUUUGUUGCUCCAAGCAACAUCCUCUCAAAAUGCAACUAAUUCAACAGUAAAUAGCUUAACGUCCAAAAAUUCAAGUACGAUUACAAAUUCAACAACAUUAGUCAUCUCAUUAAACUCGACUGAAACAUUGGAAGCUUCCAAGAAAGAUAAACGCCAAGCUCAACGGGGCUACACUGACAUUCCGUUGGAUGAGAGAUCCUUCGAUGAGGUCGCAAACUCCUCUCCUCCUCCUUUCGUAGAGUUCGAAAGCGAUCGGCCACCACCUGCAUUGACAAACAAUGACAUUUCAUCCUCAUCCUCAUCCGGUUACCUUCCUUCACUGGACAGGAAACCAGACUCGAGUUUUUUCUCGCCAAGGUUGGGCUUCCCAUCAAAUCUUCCAAAAUUGGACGAAGUUCCGGCAGCAACCACGAUAAUUGAGAGAAGGGACGACUUUUUCGACACGAGCGGAGAUGGGAAACCAAUUCCAGGCGAGGCAGGUCGAGAUUAUCCGACUUUCUCCAGCAUCCCGAGGACCUCAUUCUCAUGCAAAGAUCAGGCAUGGCCGGGCUACUACGCCGAUACUGAGGCUCGCUGUCAGGUCUUCUGGAUUUGCCAAAAACAACGCAUGGAUGCUUUUUUAUGCCCCAACGGAACACUAUUUAACCAGCAGGUUUUUGUUUGCGACUGGUGGUUCAACGUUGACUGUAAUACGGCACCAGAAUUUUAUUCCAGAAACCAGUUUCUGUAUGCUGGUCCUGGUGUCGGAAUUGAUGGACAGCCAACGAGAGGUCACAAGGGGCUUCCACCCCUCGGAAGCUCUGGUGCAGCUAAUUCUUUCGUUAAUUCUGUUGUGCCCAGACCAAACUCGAAUGGAUUUGUUAAUCAAGUUCAAAGUAGCAACCAAGUCGCUCGUGUAGCGUCGAUCGGACAGAACCAAGUCUUACGGCAACAAUCUCCUCCUCCUCCACACCCAACCUCCACCGGAUAUAAUAAUAAUAACCAGAAUAACCAAAACUAUUUGCCCGUUAUUUCAUCUAAACAGGAGUCUCAACAUCAACAACAACACCAAAAUUAUAAUCAAAAUCAGUUGCAAUACACUGCUUCCCAGAAAUAUACCAGCAACCAGAAUAUGCUCAGCAAUCGAAUGCAAAAGAAUCCAACCAAUCCUACAGAUCGACCAUCUUCGUCGACUGAAAACUCCUUCACGGGUGGAUACCAGCAACAGCAGCAAUCAAAUGAUAAUCAGUAUCACCAAAGUCCUUCCAACGAAGUAGCACGUAGAACGUAUUCCAGUCCUGAGCAAAAUCAGGUCUUUGUGGAAUACCACACGAAUCGAAGCGUUUCUACCACGCAGAGACCGGAUGUCACUACAAUCCACACCCCUUCAUCGCGACCUAACACUACUCCUAGACUCGUAAACGUGAACAUUGAACCGAAAGGAGGCAAACAGCAAGCCGUCAUUACUUUCAGUGGUACCAUUAGCAGUACUGCACGGCCUGUCAGUAUCAAUACUGAAAUUCCUUCGUACAAUCAUGGAUCAUCAACUUUGCAGACCCCAAAAGAUUUUGGUCAUCCAAACCAAUUUAACAACCACCAGCAACAAGGGAGACAAAAUAACGGUUAUCAACAGGACGUCAACCACCAAAGGACGACAAGUGCACCUAUUACAACUACUUUUAGAAGCACUUCAACUACGUAUUCAUCUGUUAUGCGAGUGGUACCUCAAACUCAGCAUAUACAUCCUCAACCUUCCCCCAAUCCAAAUAACGUAGGAAACCGACAAGUUGGGUCCAUCGGAUCUCUUCAACCACCGUCUCCAACAACCAGCCCUUCACCGGUCAACAUCUUUGACCAGUCGAAUAGUAUAAAUCUUGGCCAAGCUGGAUUUGUCCCCCCAACUCAAAUCACGCCAACUCUGAUAACUUCAACACUGCGACCUCCAGGUCUUGAUUUGGACAGUCAGCGCUAUGUGGACCGAUUUGGAUUUGUUCAAAGCACUCAACCAAAUAACAAUCGUAAUUUUGUGUCAUCGACAACUCCACAACCAUUGGGCUUCAGUAGUACAGAAAAAGCAGCAAAUCUUCAUUUAGGUCAAAGGUCAAAUCAGUAUACCAAUUACAAUGGCCAACGUGAGAUUAUGUAUUCUCCCAGCACGAUCAACGCCAAUAUCGAAUAUCCAUACAGUCCAUCACAGCAGAAGAAUAAGCAAAAGAGAUUGGAGUUGGAAAGUUUAAAAAGUUUCAGAACUCAAGGCAAAGACCUUUUUGCAUAUCCCCACUUUCACGGACAACGAAGCAAUGCAUACUCUGAUGCAGACAGGUCCAGGGACGAUAAUAAGAUCAACGUCGAUUUUAGUACUCAGGUCCCUCCAGAAACACGUCCGUAUCAUCAACUUCCUGGCGAAAAUGUGCAUCAUCCCAGUAACCAAUUCCCAGGCAUCCGCCAGACUAUCAUCACUCAUCCUGUUUCUCAAACGCAAAAUCAUAAUCAUCAGCAGCAAAUUAAUCAUUCCACACCUUCGCCAAAUCAAAUCCAACAUCCCAAUCACAAUCCCAAUUUUAUCCCUCCUCCCACAGCCCACACUCUUCAGAAUAAUUUUGUAACGUCAAGUCCUAAUUUUCAUCAGGCUCAACAACAAAAUACACAUCAACAAGGUCACUUUGGCUCCCAUUCCACUUCCUCAAAUAUUCAUCAAAAUCAACAACAGAUCCAACAUCACCCUCAACAAGGGCAUGGGCAGCCAAAUUCGCAGAAUGCUCACCACAUUCCCGUAAGGUCUGAAGAUAGCAACAAUAAUCAAAGACCACCCCAGCAAAUACACCAACAGUUCCAACAACAACAACAACCGCAGCAACACGCUCAACCCCAACCUAACCACCAAUUUCAUAAACAGACUCAGCCCCAGCAAAACUUUCACCAAGUAGCGUCUCAAUCUCAACCUCAGAGUCACCAUCACCACACCCAAAAUGCCCCACCUAAUCAUCAACAUUUCCAAAAUCAGCAACAUCAACUUUCACCCUCGGCUUCUCCAAGCACCCCAUUUCAUCAAAGAAUAAUUCAAAUACCUUCGCAAAAUCUUCAACUACCUUCUUCCUCCCAGGAUCAUUUCAGGGAUGGUUUCACGUCUCUCAAAUCUGGCAGCUUCAUUUCAAUCGCUACAACAGCCUCGCCAGCUUUCUCUCGACAAAUCCUGUCUCAUCAACAACAACCCUCCAAAGCUACCAACUCCAUAGCUAACAAUAUAUUUCCAUCUCCAACCCCACCCCCCAAUGGGCUAAACUAUUUGGCAUCUCCAACCCCUCGCCAACAAAAACAACAACAGGGUCAAAUCUCUUCUACAAUGCGACCUCCUCCUCCUCAUUCCACUGCCCCCUCUUUCACCAAUGAUCAUUUCGUUGCCUUCCACAAGGACAGUUCUCCCAGCAAAGCUACACCCACCCCUUUCACAAAUCAAAAUUCCUUCAUCGCAGCUCCCACCCAGAGCAGUGUUAGUUCUACGAGCCCUGGACAUCGACAAAAUUCUUACCUCCCACAUAACCACGGGAAAAGGAACAAGCAACCUUCGAAUACAAAAAAGCAGCAUCAUGAAGGUCAACGAUCGAACCAAGAAUCCCAGCACAGAAAUAUUCAAUACCCUGCCAACUCUGCCAUCACCACCACAAUCAAAUACCCUGAAGGGACCGGAAGUCUCAAAGUAGGCGUCCCCGGUGCCACGAGUACGAAGCGCCUGGUCGACUUUUCCUACUCGGCGCAUCCAAAAAGCAAUACCACACCCUUCCCCACCGUCACAGAGAGGUUUAACAAUGUUGUAGUGAGCAGUACCACUCGACGACCACCAUCCCCUCAAUAUAACCGAGAAAGUCAUAGAAUUGUCACUCCAGGAGGGAAAAGGUUGGCUGGGGCCGUCCUUAAUAAGUCCACCUCUAGCAGUUCCGCCAUUUACGUCGACACUUCCGCAGUGGCAGAGUCUGUUUCCACCCCAGUGUCCGUGGCCCCCUCCCCCACGGCUGCUCCAGCCGUGUCCACCUCAAACUUUGGUCUAAGGAUAUCGACCAUGGCCAAAAAGAGGAUGGCAAAUGCUUGGCAAAACUAUUUUGGCAGUGGAGAGAAAGCUGGGAAUUCGACCCAGGAGAGUAAUUCCGCCUAGAUAAAAGCCAAAAUCUUGUUAUUCUCAUCAGUAUAAAAACAAGAACCCAAAGACUUGCUCGCUAAUUUAGAGUUGUCCUAUUUUUUUAUAAUCGUUUAUAUGCAUUUCUUGAAGUUUUCAUUAAUUUGAGUCAUUAUGUUAAGUAAGUAGAAUUUACUGCUGUCUUGUGAAUUUAGCAUUUGUCUCACCUUGCCUCCAUCAGCAGCACCACUGAAGAUGAGACGAUUAAAAGUAUACAAGUGCCGAUCAAGCAUUGGGCUAAUAGCAAAAUGCAAAAUAAAAAUUGACCGAUUGCUGGCUGGUCAUGUCAAAACUGGAUAUACAAAAUAGCAAAAAAGUACUAAAAUAUGUUUGUAUAAAAUCAAAGCAUGCUACACGUUCUUGUGUAUAUAUUAUAUCAAAUGUCAACGUUACUUUUGUCCCAAACAGAAAAAAGUUUCACGUUAUAAAAUCGAGUAUUUAAGUGAUACAAAAUAGUUUAUACUAAUAUUUUUUAUAUCAAGAAAUCAAACGAAAUAAAAAGAUUUUAAUGCAA